Pseudomassariella vexata is the source of this 843-nucleotide messenger RNA. RefSeq lists its product as uncharacterized. Lineage: Eukaryota; Fungi; Ascomycota; Sordariomycetes; Amphisphaeriales; Pseudomassariaceae. The record is from RefSeq and is a predicted model, not a curated record. Bases 1 to 843 code for a protein of 280 amino acids. The transcript has a single exon.
AUGUCCAAGCUGGUAAAACAAUGGUGUACACACAAGACCGCCAAUUUUGAAGGGAUAAAGGGUGUCAAGUAUAAUCCAAAUACUGGCCUCGAGAGCGCGCUUGAAGCCCUCGAUGUCCGUGUCCGAACCCUCGAGCGGAUUUCCUGCUCCACGACACUACCCCCUAUGCUGAAGCCAACUUGGGAUUCGCUCGAGUACCGGCUCCGCUACCUAGACGACAAGAUUCGAUCGGCCACCUUGGAAGUCCCCACAGCCAAAACCAACAUCCCAAGAGAUCUCGAGGUCGUCAAGUCGAUGGCGAGCAGCAUUUUCGCCCGUAUUGUGGCUGCAGCUCCUGCCAUCGAGUCCUCCAAGGUAACAGACGACAAGGAUCGCGACAGCGGUGAACUCGAUGAGAUAGCCCAGCGAUUGUGUUAUAUCGCUGGUCAUUUCCACCGCAAAGUCCGGGACUUCGAGGAGAACACCAGCCAGCUGUACGAGUUCGUCAUCACGCUGUCGCUCUAUGCCGACUCUACGGGCCUCCAAACCCCUAACUUUGGUCCCGUAGGUCCUGGCCGUCACCCGCAGAGAAUGCUCGUGGGUGGUCAUCCUCCACCACCACCACCACCACCACCACCACAGCUUCCUUUCUCUUCCAAGGGCUGCUGCGGCUGCUGCGCCUGCUUCUGUCACAAUGCCAAAAACACGUCGAAGUCGGGUCUCACUAAGCGGAGUCUCGAUCGGCUGGAUAAGCGCCGCUGGAGAGUCCCUGGGUUUGGGUGGCUCAAGAAGCUGCGGUGCUUCAGGUCGAAAGAACGGGCUGGGAGCGUGUACACUGCGUCAACUCGCUCGACCAUUGUUUGA